Molecule: messenger RNA, 1410 nt
Organism: Penicillium salamii
Lineage: Eukaryota; Fungi; Ascomycota; Eurotiomycetes; Eurotiales; Aspergillaceae
Source: the annotation of a GenBank genome assembly
AUGGCAUCUUUGAAAGAGUUCAACGCAAGCGAAGUCGCAGCCCAUAACUCGAAAACAGAUUUGUUUGUCAUUAUUCAUGGGAAAGUGUACGAUAUCACCAACUACGUACGGGACCACCCGGGAGGCGCAGAUGUGCUGAUAGACGUCGCCGGUGGAGAUGCCACGGCUGCUUAUGAAGAUGUCGGUCAUUCGGAGGAUGCGAAUGAGAUCCUUGAGACAUACUUGGUUGGCACUGUCAGAGACGCGCAGCAGUUCGUUCAACCCAAGACCGUUCGUGUGAUACAGCAAAGCUCUUCUAGUACAGAGCGAGCCAAGAGCUCAUUGUCGGCUGGCAAGGCUCUAGCGACUGCCGCUACUACACUUACUGCAACAACUUUGAUCUACAUUUCCACCAAGAACCAUCGGAUACUGAGCGAUUUGGCUACGAACUAUUUUCCAUCUUCAUGGGGGAUCACUAGCAUCCAUGUGCCAUAUCCAGACUUUCUCCGUGGUGGAUUCUCGAGCGGGUUUGCUGCUGCUACUCUGGCAUGCGCAGUUGUUGGCGGAUCGCUAGCAAGCAAGCUCUCGGCCUUCACGAAGAUCGAUUCUGGAUUCACCAAAUAUCGUCCACACAUCAAAGCGUCUACCGUGAAGAAGCAAAGCCCACAUCUCGUGAAAGGCUUCCUCGAGCCCAAGACCUAUAAAAAAUUGCCGUUAGUCAAAAAGGACCAGUUGUCCUCCAAUGUCUUUCGCUUCGUCUUCCAACUACCCAAUUCACGGGACGUGGUUGGACUUCCUAUCGGCCAGCAUGUUGCUAUCAAAGCGAUGAUCAACGGUACCGCUGUCUCGAGAUCCUACACCCCCACAUCCAACAACUUGGAUACUGGGAUACUAGAGCUCGUUGUCAAAUGCUACCCGGACGGUCUCCUCACAGGGCAAUACCUUGCGUCUCUAGAGGUCGGUGACUUGGUGGAGUUCCGGGGUCCGAAAGGUGGAAUGAAGUAUCAUAACGGUCUUUGCAAAAAGAUCGGCAUGAUCGCCGGUGGAACUGGAAUCACACCAAUGUAUCAACUCAUUCGGGCAAUUUGCGAAGAUUAUCAUGAUACAACUGAGAUCAGUCUCAUUUACGCAAACAGAGCCGAGGAGGAUAUUCUUCUGCGUCGUGAAUUGGAAACUUUUGCUCGGGCUUACCCUCAGAACUUCAGGCUUUGGUACAUGCUUGAUCAUCCCUCGGAGGGUUGGACCUAUGGCAAGGGAUAUGUUACGCCCGAAGUCAUGUCUGCAAGACUCCCUGCAUCUGCGCCCGAUACAAAAAUAAUGCUCUGCGGGCCACCGGGUAUGGUGAAUGCUUCGAAAAAGAGCUUGGUGGCAGCAGGAUUUGAAGCUCCAGGUGCUGUUGCGAAGAUGUCAGAUCAGAUUUUCUGUUUUUGA